UAAUGUUCCCUCCAACUUCUCUCUCUCUCUGGUCUCUUCAUCGACCAGACCAAACGCUUCUUCAGUGUCAGUUUUUGAAUGCCACAACAAACAUCAAGCCCAAGAAAGAACCAGAGCUAGACAAAAUGUCUAAAAUACCCUUCCUACUCCGUUUUGCUAUGAUCGUUUUCUUCAUCUCCACCUCAUACUCCUCCGGCAAUCAACGUCUCAACUCUCGCCACUUACUCCAUCAACCCUUUUACCCCAUCGUCACCGCCGCUCCACCACCGUUAUCUUCCAAACCUCCGUCGCCUUCCCCAGACAAACACCACCACCACAAGAAACAUCCAGCGGCGCCUCCACCGCAGGAUAAACACCUCUUCUCCUCCGUCACACCACCUCCACCUCCUCCUGCGCCGCACUCGAACCCCUUUUUCCCCUCCAACGCCGUUCAUCCCUCACCACCUCCACCUCCACCAGCCUCAAUCCCUACUUUUCCCGCCAACAUCUCUUCUCGCUUCUUCCCACCUCACAACUCAUCCAAACCUCACAACAACAACCACCACAUCGCUAAACUCGUCUCGAUAACCGUCUCCGUAGUAUCCUCCUCUGUUCUCCUCUCUCUACUCGUCGUGCUCAUCAUCUACCUCCGCCGCACACGCCGCCGCCGCCUCCUCCCCGCCUACAACACCAAGUCCACAAGAUCAGACUCUCUCCAGCUCUUCAACGCCUCUCCUUCCGACGGCGCUCGAAAACACAAACAACCACAGAAGCACACUUCAUCCAACACUUCCUCUGAUUUUCUCUACUUAGGCACUUUAGUUAACUCCCGUAGCGAAGGCUUUGCUCCGCAGAAGUCUCCGGUCUCCGGAAACGUCGCCGGCGUCUUGGAGUUACCACCAGGUCCAGCUUCUUCCUCUUCCUCUUCUUCUUACUCACAUCACCAUAAGCCAGGCUCCCCGGAGCUCCGUCCUCUUCCUCCGUUACCAAAGCUUCAAGCUUUCUCUCCCACUUACCUAAGCCCUGAACAUUUAUUCCCUAAGAGACAAGACUUUGACGGCGACGACGACGAGUUUUUUUCUCCGAGAGGAUCUUCCGGUCGUAAACAGAGCCCACCACGUGCCGUGGAGGAUUCUGGUGUUGUUCAGAGUGGUGACAGGAGUGUCAACGGCUCCAACUCGUGUUCUCCGACGUCGUUUAACGAUUCUCCGGCGACAAGUUUGAAACCUAAGUCGCUUAGUCCUCUCUCGCUGCACAGUGAAACCAGCUCAAACGGCAGCGUUUUGAAGAAAACAUGUCCAGCUAGACCACCACCACCUCCACCACCUCCUCCUCCGCCGCAAUUCUCUGAGAUUCCGGCCGCCACGUCUCCCUCGCCUCCUUCUGACCCAGAUAAGAAAGACGAGACUUUGAAACCGAAGUUGAAAGCUUUACACUGGGACAAAGUUAGAGCAAGCUCGAGCCGUGUUAUGGUGUGGGACCAAAUCAAAUCAAACUCUUUUCAAGUGAAUGAAGAGAUGAUUGAGACAUUGUUCAGAGCGAAUGAUCCAAGUUCAAGAACAAGAGGUGUCGGAAACGCAGGUUUAGUUCAAUCCGCGAGUCAUGAGAAUCAGUUUCUUGAUCCAAGAAAGUCUCACAACAUUGAAAUCUUGCUUAGAGCUCUUAAUGUAACUGCUGAUGAAGUAUGUGAAGCCCUUGUAGAAGGAAACGCUGAUAUGCUUGGACCUGAGCUACUUGAAUGCUUGCUUAAGAUGGUACCUACCAAAGAAGAAGAGGACAAGCUUAAGGAGCUUAAAGAGGAUGAUGAAUCUACUACAUCCAAGAUUGGACCUGCAGAGAAGUUCCUCAGAGCAUUGCUCAACAUUCCUUUCGCCUUCAAGAGGAUUGAUGCAAUGUUUUACAUAGUUAAUUUCGAUUCAGAAACUGAGUACCUUAAAAGAUCCUUCCACACACUAGAGGUUGCUUGUAGUGAGUUAAGGAACACUAGGAUGUUCUUGAAGCUGCUUGAAGCGGUUCUCAAGACCGGGAACCGGAUGAAUAUAGGGACUAAUAGAGGAGAUGCACAUGCUUUCAAGCUUGACACACUCUUGAAACUGGCAGACAUCAAAGGCGCUGAUGGCAAAACCACCUUAUUGCACUUUGUGGUUCAAGAGAUCAUUAAAUCAGAAGGAGCUAGGGUUUCUUCUACUUCCAUUCAAAGCCCUAUAGGAGAUGAUGAUAUAGCAGAGCAAUCAGCAUUCCAAGACGACAUAGAGUUAAAGAAACUUGGGUUGCAAGUAGUCUCAGGUCUCAGUUCUCAGUUGAUAAACGUCAAGAAAGCAGCUGCAAUGGAUUCAAUUUCCCUCAGCAAGGAGAUAGCUGAAAUCUCCAGCGGUAUAACAAAAGUCAAGGAAGUGAUCAUGGAGCUAAAGCAAGAAACUGGUGUAGAGAGAUUCUUGGAGUCAAUGAACUCGUUUUUGGACAAAGGUGAGAAGGUGAUCACAGAGAUACAAUCUCAUGGAAUCAAUGUCAUGAAGAUGGUUAAAGAAGUGACAGAGUAUUUCCAUGGGAACUUAGAAUCUCAUCCUUUCCGCAUUUUCACCGUGGUCAGAGACUUCUUGACGAUUCUUGAUCAAGUUUGUAAAGAAGUUGGUCGUGUAAACGAGAGGACAGUGUACGGAUCACGACCUUCACCGUCGAACCAGACCGUUACACCGCUGUUUCCGGUGGUUAACAUUAACCACUCAGAGCUGAGUCACGACGAUGACUCGUUCUAAGUGACAACGAUUGGUUAAGUAUUAUUUACGUGUUUUGGUUUGAUUUGAUCCUUACUCGAGAACACAUGUUAGUUACAUGUAUUUAUUAUUUAUGAACAUAUCUAUAUUGAUAGGUGAGAAUUUAUAUGAAAUUUAUUAGAUUUUGGAAGUA
Brassica oleracea var. oleracea is the source of this 2886-nucleotide messenger RNA. RefSeq names its product formin-like protein 2. Lineage: Eukaryota; Viridiplantae; Streptophyta; Magnoliopsida; Brassicales; Brassicaceae. Bases 3 to 2735 code for a protein of 910 amino acids. The record is from RefSeq and is a predicted model, not a curated record. The transcript has 4 exons. Gene Ontology annotation, biological process: actin cytoskeleton organization; actin nucleation. Gene Ontology annotation, molecular function: actin filament binding.